Molecule: messenger RNA, 1520 nt
Organism: Sphaeramia orbicularis (orbiculate cardinalfish)
Lineage: Eukaryota; Metazoa; Chordata; Actinopteri; Kurtiformes; Apogonidae
Exons: 8
Coding region: 27-1400 (457 amino acids)
Biological process (GO): DNA integration
Molecular function (GO): nucleic acid binding
Source: RefSeq, a predicted model, not a curated record
UGAAGUAAAAAGAGGGAAAGUUAAAUAUGGUGGACGUGGAUGAAUUGAGAAGAGGCGUUCAACGAGAAUUAUUAGCAAUUGCUCGGUAUGUGGAGGAAAAUUUUCCAAAGGACUAUAUUUUAAGGUUGGUGGAAGAUGUAAUGGAAAGUCUUGGAGAAAUAUCUGCACUGAGGGAUGCAGACAUGGACGAAGCUGUAUGGCGCAAUCUUGAGGAGGUAUGCAUGCAACUACGUGUUGAAGCUAGGCAGUCAGGACCUGGACGACCUAGACUAGAGAUACCAGUGGACAUUAUGGAGUCAUAUGUUCUUCUGGGGUUACCUGCUACCAAAAUAGGUGAACUGUUUGGAGUGUCAACUAGAACCAUCAGAAGGAGAAUGGCAUCCCAUGGAUUGAAGUUGUCAGAUUUGUACACUCCACUGACUGAUGAUGAACUUGAUGGCAUUGUCGCAGACAUCCACAGGCAUAAUCCCAGAGCAGGGAUUAGGAUGAUUCAUGGUCUUCUUAAAUCACAGGGUGUACAUUUGCAAACCUAUCGUGUGCAAAACUCACUGCGACGAGUGGAUCCUGAGGCUGCCCUAGCACGGCAAAUAUCCAUGCAUGUGUUGAGGCGCAGGCAGUAUGCAGUCCCUGCUCCAAACAGUUUAUGGCACAUUGAUGGAAACCACAAACUAAUAAGACAGCGGAUCGUGAUACAUGCAGGAGUGGAUGGAUUCAGCAGGCUUAUUGUUUACAUUGAUGCAGCUACAAACAACAAAUCCACGACUGUUCUGGACAGCUUCAUGUCGGCUGUUGCUCAGUAUGGCUUACCAUCCCGUGUAAGGUCUGAUAAGGGUGGGGAAAAUGUUGCUGUUGCCCAUUACAUGGUGAGCCAUCUAGGAACAGGCAGGCAGUCCCACAUCACUGGAUGCAGUGUGCAUAACCAAAGAAUCGAAAGAUUAUGGAGAGAUGUGUAUGGAAAUGUCCUCGACUUGUUCCAUACACUCUUUCGCAAUUUGGAAUUGGAAGGGUUUCUAAAUCCUGACAAUGAACUAGAGUUGUUUGCUCUCCACUGGAUCUAUGUUCCACAGCUUCAGCAGCACCUUCAGGCAUUCAAGGAUGCCUGGAAUCACCACAGCUUGAGGACAGAGAGAGGGCAGUCCCCCAUGCAACUGUGGCUUAGUCAGACACGUGAGGGAAAUAAUGCUGAUCCACUUCAGGUUGCUGAUGAUUACGGCGUAGACUGGACAGGACCUCACAACCCAUACCCAGACGGUGUCACUGUACCUGAUGCACAACUACCCCGGCAGCUUACACAGGCUGAAAUUGCAUCAUUACCUGAUCCGGACAUUCCUUUUUCUGCGGCACUGCAGGCAUACAUGGAUACAGUGAAUAUUAUUAAGGACAUUUUUCAACAAACAUAGGCAUAUCAUGAUGGACUGUACAAUAAUCAUAACAUUAUAAACAGCACCUUUAAAAAGACAUAAAUAUUGCAAAUUCCACUUUAUGAAAUGUUUGGUGAUUAAUGUUAUGACAACUUGUGG